GAAUCGCGCCCGGUCCUUCCGAUCCGUCAAGAAAAUAACAUUUUCCGGUCCUCCCGGAUCGAAUUAAUGUGAAAAAGUCCGCGCCCUAAAGUUUGAUAACUUCAAAAAAUCAAGCGAUUUAAUUGAUGAUAAUUCAAAAUAAUGAGUAAUUAAGGUGCAGAUAAAGCGGUGUACACGUAAGUACGUCAGUCCGUUGUGAAACAGCGAGGUGGGAGCGUCGAUAAACCGAGAAAACAAUAAGUCGUUAACGUUGUUAAUGAGAUCCAUUUUUAGUGUUUUUGUGUAUAAAAGUGUUGUGCAAAAAAAUUGUUAAAUUAUUUUAAAUAUCAGGAACUAGAACUAGUGGUUCUUACAAAUAUCUGAUAGCUUUUCAUAUACAUCCUGCAAAUCAUCUGUGAUACACAAGUGCCUCAAUUAGUGCCUUAAAUGUCUUUAUAAAUUCCCAAAGAAAAAAUGUAUUUAACUCGGACGUUUUACUUUUUAACAAUUUUCUGCUCGAUUCGAUCUCAAAAUGAUUUUACUACUACACAAGAGCCGAUUUUCGAGAACAGCUACAUAUUGAGCGGGGACAGUACUUUCAGUGAAACUUCUAGUAUGUCUAGUGAAAACGCGUUUUCGGGUGGAACAAUAACUAAUCGAGUGGUAUUCGAAAGGAGCCGAAGCCCAUAUUGGAUAAGAGACGACAUUAUUGUGGAAAGGAGUGGUGAAUUGGUGCUUGAGCCUGGAGUCACCGUUAAACUGGAUCCACAAGUUGGUGUAACUGUUAGAGGAGUUCUUGAUGCGCAGGGAACAGAAGAUGAUCGAAUUAUCUUCACAACCUCAGAUGAAAAUAAGCAAUCCAAGUCCAUCAUAUUUCCUGAGAUCCGAUUGGUUGAUGGUCCCAGCAUAUUAGCUGGACGUGUUCAAAUUAAAGUGAAUGACCAGUGGAGGAGUGUUUGUACGAAUUCAAAGAAUUGGACGACCGCUGAUACAGAAACCGCUUGCAGACAACUCGGUUUUCAGGGUGGCAAAUUUUUCCAGUGGUUUAACCGACAAAUGCCGUUGAAACCUCGGGUUUUAUAUGAAGAACCUAAGUGCACCGGUACAGAAAGCUCCCUCAGUGAUUGCAGCUGGAGUAGCGCUCAGAUGGGCUCUGGAGUUUGUGAUUAUCAUCCAGACAUAGGAAUCGAAUGCCUCACUAGACAUGAUACUAUAAAACCUUAUUGGAGAGGCAUAAGGUUUGAGUAUGCUCAGAAUGAAAACUAUCUUACGCUCCACAACACCCUGUUCACACCAAGCUCGCUAUCUGUAUUGCGUUAUGUCGAUAUAUAUUACGCUGGCGUAGGAAGAGACCAUAAUACUAGUAGCGCUAUUCAUGUGGAGGGUGUGCCACCGCUGUUAGAAAAUGUAGAAAUUGUUAGCUCGGCUUAUAAUGGGGUUAAUAUUACAAAUCCAGGGGCACCCAUAGUGAUAAAUAAUUGUACCAUUAGGAAUAAUAGGGGGUAUGGAAUAUUUGUAAAUUCCAGCUUUGGACUCACAAAUAUUGAUGGUUGUGUUAUUAACGAUAAUGGAGGAGACGGUGUACGAUAUAUUAAGGCUGAAAAGCGUCCAGAUGAGAGCUCAGAUCGACGAGGUUACAGUGAUUUUUGUCAAGUAGCAGUUAUUUCCACCCAGGUGUUUCCCAUAUAUCUUUAUGCAGAGCAAACAGAUCAAAACAGUAUAGGAUACAAAUGCAACAAAGGCUUCGCUACGAAAUACGGUCAAGUAAUAACGCUCGAUUUCGAUCGAGCUGUUACAAAUAGAAACAAUAGUGCCCUUCUAGAAAUUUACGAUGGUUCUGAUCUAAACAAUCGACUUUUACAAAAAAUUAGCAUUAGAAAUAAUACCAGACCCCAAAGCAUGACCACUACAAGUCAUCAAAUCUUUAUUAAAUUCCAAGCCGAACCCUAUACAAAUACAGUAUUGUUUCUCAGGCUUAUGUCAGGUCAUACGAGGAGCUAUGAUCUGAACGUAAGCAGAUCGGAUGUAUCUGAUAAUGUCGGCCGAGGAAUAGCAGUUGAUAACUUACGAUCUCAAGUACAUAUUCACAAAACAUCCAUUUCAAAAAAUGAACAUGUUGCUGGAGUUCAUAUUACUAGUGGUGUGGGUGAUAUUAAUAUUACUGAGAGCAGAAUAAGUUUUAAUGAAGGUGAUGGAGUUAAUAUAACAUAUUCCGGAGGUUCCAGGAAUAUUUCUAAAUCAUCACUUAGCAGUAAUAAGGGUUAUGGCAUAGCCAUCUGGCUAAACGAUACCAAAGAAACAGAGUUCCUAUUUAUUAACCAAACAAGUGUAGUGCAGUAUACGGAGAUAUACAAAAACCUAGAGAUCGGAGUAUUGCAUGGUAAUUACUGUGGCCCGGCAUUUUUUAACUUUACUGGAAACUCUUUUACUAAUUGCGCAAGUGAUGCUUUGGAGAUACUGUCUUGCUGGAAAAACUCUGGGUAUACUACACAGAUUCAAGUGGGGCAUAAUAAGUUUAUAGGAAAUGAAAAGAUUGCUUUAAAGAUUUAUCCAGCUGUAAAUCUGCAGGCCAGCAUUGAGUACAACCAUUUUAGGCAAGGAACUUUUGGGGCAUUAUUAAUUAAAAACAAACCGUUAGAAGAGUUUAACGUUUUAUCAAAUGACAUUGUGGUGCAACAAAAUUAUUUUCUUAACAAUUCUGGAGUAUUUGUUGUUAAUCUAGCCUUGUCCCCGUACUCUGAAGGGCAGUAUUUAUUGUUUACGCGAAAUUUUGUUAAGAACAAUCGAAUAUCCGAACCUUUUCAACCUCUGGACGGUUCAGUUUCCAAUCUAAACCCUAGAAGUCGUGUGGCAGCUCCAAUAGUAAUCGGAUCAAGUAACAUAGAAGUAUUUAGAAAUAUUAUUGAAAAUCCCAAUUCUAAAUAUGAAAUUGGUAGUCAUUUGGAAGACCAAAGUAAAAUUAUUAACGCGACGUAUAAUUGGCUAGGAGCCGGAAGUGACGAGUUUAUUUACCACAGAAUCUUUCACCGAUUUGAUCGGUACAACUUGGCUAAGAUUACUUUUGUGCCAUUUUUAUUACAUAACUCCAACCCUUUAACGACUAAAAUAAAUCCUUAUCAAUUAUAUGUACCGAAAUUCAGCACGUCAACCUCUGAUAAAGUCGGAGGAGAAAUUGAAGGAGAAGAAAUUCUUUCUAAAGGUGAAUAUGUUGUGGAACGAGAUAUCAGCAUACGGCCAGGAGGAAAGUUAACUAUCGAACCUGGAGUUACUUUGCGGUUUCCGCCUUCUAUAGGGAUGAUGGUUGGAGGUAGAUUAGAAGCCAGAGGCAUUGAACCGGAUAGCAUUCAACUAACUAUGAAAGAAAAUGUAGCUCAACUUCCGGAAGAUAACCACUAUGAAUCAGAGGCAAUGGCCAUGGAAAGUGAAACUGAGAUAGUUCAGAUUGAACCGCAGGUGCCUAUCCGGCUGCUGGGAGGCACCACUGAAACAGAAGGCAGGCUGCAAAUUAAAAUAAAAGAUCAGUGGGGAACCGUGUGCAAUUACGGAUGGACUAUACAAAAUGCUGCUCUAGUAUGUCAGCAGUUGGGAUAUGUGCUAAACCCGGAAGACUGGUAUAUUGAGCGCAAUGAAAUUCCGGAUGCCGGCAGGACUGAACCCGUGAUAUUGUCCAAUGUGGACUGUCAAGACUACGACUUGGAUAUCACAAAGUGUAAGGCUGAAAGUAAACUGGACUUUUUAAAUUCUUGUGGUCACGAGAAUGAUGUUGGUGUGCGGUGCUAUAAAACAUCUUGGGCUGGAGUAAGGUUUGGAGCACUCGCCGAACGAUCUGAUCUUCAGUAUGUUACCAUUGAGCAGAGCGGUUUGCUUGACUAUGCAACUAAUACUUUUAAGCCUGCCUUGCAGUUGGAUUUUGCCAAGCAAAAUUUUGAAAAUAUAAGAAUAAUUGAUAAUUUCUAUCACGGUCUGGGAGUGAUGUUUUCUAAUAUAUACACGGAUGAUUCGGUUAAUAUUAUUAAGAAUUCCGAGUUUUUAAACAAUAAAGGAUCUGGCAUAAGUUUAAAACAAUUAGGUUUUACAUUGUACAACAAUAAAAUAGAGAAUAACUUUAUAGGGAUAGAACAUAACCCUACUUUAUCAGGGCAGCAACAGAGAGAGCUGGCUGGCUGGUUUAUAAGAAAUGACGAAGAAACUUAUUAUAAGCCUUUACAAAUUCCAGAUACUCCCGACGACACGACUAUUGAAAUUCAACGAGGAGAAACAACCUAUUUAGUAACUUCCAAAAUAAAUAACGCAAAUGUGCAAAGGAGUUAUAGAGUUCAAUGCGAACCUGGUUGGGUAAUAGGAAUACAAUUAUUAAAUCCCAUAGAAAAUAGAAGCACCGAAAACAUCAUUAUUUACGAUUCAAUUUCGCGCAACCCUCACUCAGACGUGUGGAUUUUAAAGCGCGAUUUGUCAGUGUUUCCAACCACAUCCAGUGCCCAUACUAUUAUAAUGGACUAUGCUAGUGGCACUAAUUCAUUUGGUGGUACUGUCAUAAUCUUAAGCGCCAUAAGAGCCCCAGUGCAAAAUGUUUAUAAAAGACGGGUUAAAGGACCAGUACCAACACUCUCUGUUAAAAGCAGUAUUAUAAGGAAUAACAUGUAUGGCAUUUACGCGUCAUAUUACAAUAGAUAUUUAGAUGAGCUAGGAAAUCACUUUUUAAGACCUGCAAAUGAAUCUAUGAAGUUUAUUAACUGUGAAAUUACGCACAAUAUCCGCGAAGCAGUAUUCGUUCAUUCUCCCAAUUGGGACCUGCAUAACAGUAAUUUGUCUGAAAUUACUUUGAUGGUUAAUAAAAGUAUAAUAUCUGAUAAUGGCAAGGGUUUUUAUCAAUUUUCAAGGGAUAUGAGGUCGUCAAACAAUUUGUUCCAUUAUGUGUUGCAGGAUAAUACGAUAGAAAGAAAUAAAGGUGAUGGAUUUAAUAUUGCUCUACCGUAUGUCUGGGAAUAUAACGAAAAUUUCACUCACUCAGUAUAUAUGGACAAUAAUUCAUUUAUAAACAAUAGAAACUUUGGGAUCGAUAUCGAUGGACAUUUUGCCGAGGUCAACCUAACAUCAAACGUCUUUAAAGAAAAUAGAUGCCAUAAUGGGCUAUUGACUGUCAAGGGGAUGGAAAAGAAAAUGUUGAUUUUAAGUAACAAGUUUUUAGAUAACAAUUGCAAAUAUGUUGUGCUAUUUAGCUGCAACAGCCAGUCAGAAAUAAUCGGCAAUAUACCAGCCGUGUUUCUCUAUAAUGAAUUAAGGAAUAAUAAAUACGUGCAAGUUGGACGAGCUUUUGGAAUUUUGCAAAAAGCUUUAGAUCCUAAAUUUUUGGUUGGAUUCAAAGGCAUUCAAAAAGUGACAAUAAAUCGAAAUCUAUUUGCUUCAAACAGUUUAGAAUAUGAUCUGCUAGCAGGUAUUAAAACGGCCAAAAUAGACGAAUUUUUAAAUGUGCGAGAAAACUGGUGGGGAACUACUGAUGAAAACCACAUUCAAAGCAAAAUUUUCGACUUCGAUGAUUGGAACGAUCACGCUGUUGCUAUAUUUAGACCUUUCCUGAUAGAAGAGGACUUUCAAGCCAGCUUUUCUUUGACGUUUAAUUCAAACCUCACCAUGGACGUAAAUAAUUUAAAAGGGCGACUCUAUCAAGAUCUUACGCUAACAUCCAGACACGAACCUUAUGUUAUUCAAUCAGAUCUAACGGUUAUGCCCAAUGUGACUUUAACUAUCCAUCCGGGAGUUACUAUGGAAUUUUCUCCCAAUAUAGGGAUUUUGGUUUUGGGAACACUACAAGCCGAAGGUAUUGAGGGAAACGAAAUAGUUAUGAGGCCAGUAACUCAAAAUGCCAAUUUGCUUAUGGAACCUGGACCAAAAAGGGAGAAGAGGGAACUGGAACUAAUGGGUCAAGAAAGUAUAAGACUAUGCAAAAAUAGGGACUGCAGUCAAGAAGAUGAAUACGCAGUAUCAUCUGAAGGCUUCUUGGAAUGGUUUAACCAAACCACCUUGCAAUGGAUUCCAAUGUGCGAUCCACGAUUUACCGAAAGAAAUGCCCAAGUAGUCUGUACCGAUCUGGGUUUCGAUCCAUUAAAUGCAUUUUUUGAUUUCGGACAACGCAUUGACUUUCAUAGUAAUUCGCUGUCUAGAAUUUGGACGUGGCCGGAACCGUUACAGUGUAAAGGUACUGAAAAAAGGUUUGAAGAUUGCCCCAUAAGACUAAACGGUCAACAGUUCGGCCACAGACAUAAAUGCGAAUGGAACAGUAACUUCGUGUUUAUUAAUUGUAACAACAAAGCCCAACCUCCUAAGUACAACUUCUGGGGUGGAGUGCGAUUCGCAGAACCUGACUUUGAACAACGGAUCUAUUCACGUAGGGUCCACGAUGUUCACACUCAUUCUACUAUGCAAGAGACAGAAUCGGUUUUGAGGUUUGUUAAAAUUCACGGUGCGGGUAUUUUACACAACGAGAAGUCACCGGCCGUGCAAAGUAUUAUUAAGAGUCCGAAAAUUGAAUAUGUCGAAGUGACAUCUUCAGCUAGCCAUGGAAUUAAUUUGAUUUCCCCAUCAGGAAGUAUCCAUUUGAGAGGAAACACGAUACAGGAUUCGUUGGGCGUGGGGAUAAAUGUUGCAUCUUUGAGUGGAGAAGGUAGAGAAUCUGAAGAAUCCAGUUUUACACCAUUAAGAGAGAUGAACAUCCCAUAUAAUCUUUAUGGGCUUUUAGACAUAUGUGAUACAAAUAAAGAAGUCGUAAUUGAGGAACGGGUUCUCGUGUACUAUAAAUAUGAUAAUCAUCCCGUUAAUUGCAUCAAAAUAUUUAGGAGUGCCUAUAAUAUUAAACCUUUGGGAUUAAGAUUUUUGCAGUUCAAUCUUUUUAAUUCAUCGGUGGCCCAUGGUAUUCCAGAUUUCGUCUCCGUAUACGAUGGCGACAUCUACAAUAUAUCAUCUCGAGUAAUCGACACCAUAACAAUGACUUCUUCAAAUCAGAAAAAUCUGUUUAGAACUAGAUUACCCAGCCUUAGUGUAAAAUUAUUUGCUAACGGAGCCUCUUCUAAUCAUGGAUUCAUAGCUGAAGUAGUAACUCUACCUAUUGCUGCCAUAGCCUUUAGUCGAGAUGUGCAGCAUAAUGUAUCUUCUUCGGUAAUAAGCAACAACACUCAAGGUGCCAUUUUAUACAUGGGGGCCGGAGAAGUUAAUCCGAUAAUCACCAUUGAAAGGAAUCAAUUUAAAGGAAAUUGUAAAAGUUUGUAUGGAAACUUCACCACUUGUAAAUCUGCUAUCGAGAUGGAUGUUCAGAAUACACAAACGGUGUUCUUCAGAAGCAAUCUAGUAGAGCAAAACCAAGGCGGACUCUACAUUAAAGCAGACUCUCGAGGGUCCGCCACGUCACUCCAAGGCUGGAUUUACAAUAAUUUAUUCGCGAACAAUUCAAACUUACCAACGCUUUACGUAGAGGGACGAAAAUCUUCUCCCUACCAAGAAGUUACCAUAUAUAGAAACUAUUUUACGAGAAAUGUUGCAAGAUACCACAACAAUAUCGUUUUGAAGCAAGUUUUGUCUAAUUUUACGUACAAUUUCGUCAAAAGAAACAUUGGCCAACAGAAUGUGGAAAUAUCAGGGUUCGAUAAAGUAAGGUUAAAUAUUUACCAGACGACAACUCACAAUGGAUUUUACCACAACUAUGCGUUGAAACCUGAAAGUAAAUCGACUAUAGUGGCAGGAACUGCUGGUCAGCAUUAUGUAGAUAAUAUUUUCUUUAAUCCAGAUAACGACUACGAAAUUAUAACUGUCAAUCGAUCUCUAUUUGAGUUCAAUAGCACCUUGCAACUAUGGAACACGAAAAUCGACGCCUCUUACAACUACUGGGGCUUCAAUACCACUUUGGCAGUACGUGGCCGAAUUAGGGAUCAAAUGGACGAUCCUAGAUUGUUGGAAGUGACUUACGAACCGUUUUAUAUGAACAAUCAAACUAUUUUGAACGGGAAAUGUCCUCCUGGAUGGGAACUUGUUGGGGAAACUUGUUAUAUGUAUAUCGGUGCCCCCAUGACUUAUUGGGAAGCCAAGGCAUUUUGUCAGGCGGAUAAUGCUUCAAUGCCCUAUUUAAUGGGAAACAUCAACUACCUACCAGUAUACGAGUUUCUAAGAAGGCAGUAUCAAUGGUAUUUGUACUCGGAUCGAGUAUGGAUACAGCACAUUGACAAUAUUAACCAAUGCACGAUAUUUGCCUAUCAGACAGUGGAAAUUGAUGAUUGUAAUAGAAGAAGCCCUUUCAUAUGUGAAAUCGAUCCUAAAGUGAGCAUCAAAAUCCAACCUUUAGCCGACGACUUGGUGUCGAUCUCAAUUAUUAGUAGUUUAGUUGUGGCCGUACUUCUAAUCAUUAUUGUGCUAGUGUUUUGGUGGUAUAAAUCUAAAUAUAGACAAGCUCAGCGGUUAGAAAGAAGAAACAGCAUAAGGCAAAGCUUACAUUCUUUAAAAUCAGUAGGAUUGUCAUCUACUUCAUUUGCGGAUCCUAAUUAUAGAAAGAAAAUGGGACAAUUAAGCUCUAGAUCAACAGAUACCUUAACCAAAGCUUCCGACUACAAGAAAAUAAUAAGUAAUGGUAGUAUCGACAGCAUGGAAAAGUCUGCCUACAAUUCAUCGAUAGAGGACGAUCAGUCAUACAACACCUAUGAAACGCACAAUCCAACAGCGACGUUUCCUUUUAACUCCUCGACACUUGAAUACCACAAAAGUCCCAACAAGUUCGAAAACCAAUACGCCAAACCGACGGGACCGUUUGACUUGGCUUUUAAAAAUGAAGGGUUCAAAGACAAUUCCACCUUCGCUACUAACAGCAACUACCAAUCACAGGCCGGUAGUGUGCACGAUGGAGGAAGCAGCAAUGACGAAACUCCCAUUAUUCAACCAUAUGCUUCUAAUAAUGUCACGAGUUAUCCCCCAAGUAACUAUUACAAUACAGAUACUUUGCCUUUAAGAGACAUUUCAGAGCCUAGCAUUGGCCUGAUACAAGAACUGAAGUCUAGAUGGCCUAAAGGUGAGAAACCGCCCACGCCUCCUAGGAAAUAUUCGCCAACCUACUCGGAUCAAUUGGCUCAAAUGCACUAUACCCCAGACUAUAAUUCCGUAGGUUUGGCGCAUCCGCACAGUGCAUCAGACCUUAAAUAUGCCGAAACUAAACCGAGUAAAGUGAGGGCAAAAAGUGAGGUUUUGUUGGAGACAAAUUUUGACUAUAAUCCCAAAGAAGAACCGUUUGCACAUCAGCAGCCCCUGGGGGGCUCUGGUAGGUGGAAGAGUCAACCACUGGAAACAGCUAUGUAACUUUAUUAGAUCAGUGAAUAUGAAUCUGUGAUAUUAAGGUAUAUAUUAUGUAUAGUCUUACUAAGGCUGUAGUGUUCAAAUAUUGAAAAAGGGAGAGGAAUGAAAGGGUUUUAUGUUAAAUUGAUCAAAAAAGAGGUUGUAGAUCGUUAAAAAUAGCCUAAUUAAGUUUGGAUAAAAUUUUAAUCUUAGUUACAAAAGAACUGCCUUAAAAUAUGUAGGGUGUUCUAAAAUUCAAUUAGCUAGAGUCUGCACAGUUUUUUAAAAUUAAAAUGGCAUAUAAUUCAAACCUUAUUAAAAGGUUUUAAGACAUACCCAACCUGUUUUGAAUUAUCAUCAUUUUCCAAACUAGAGUACCUCAAAAUGAAAAUUAUAAAUAAUAAGGAUUAUGAUGAGGGAUUAAAUUCUGGUAAAACAGUUUAAGGUGAAUUUCUGUCUUACAAGUCUAGUUUGUUAAUUUUUUAAGUAAUGAUCCAAUAAUUUUUUUUAUAACAUAAGGAAACACAAAGAUGAUGACGUUUUCUAGUUUUAUAAUUAGCAUGGUAAUGGUGUAACUGUUUUCGUCUUUUUUUUAUAAACCCAUUGAUAGCCUUUUUGUAAAACUUAAGUAGUAAAGGCCUUUUAUUUUAUAAGACUCAAUUAAUUUUUUUUAAAGUAGCGCUACUAGUAAAAAUUUCACAUUUUCACGCUCCUAUUAGUCUGAAGCAUUUAUAUUGGCUAUUUGUUUAAUAUUUGGAAACUGCUACUUAUUACCGGGAAAUUUUCAAAUUCAUUAGUUAUUAUCAAUACCAAUUUCUAGUUGGCAUCUAAAUUAAAGUUACAGAUAUUAACUGGAAAAUUCCCAAUAUUGACUGCAAGUGAUAAAUGUUUAAAGAAAUAUUAUUUUAUAAUAUGCCUAUUACAUUUUUUUUGUAUGUAUUUAUUUAGUUGUUUUUUUCUGCAAUAAAUUAUAGCCAAUUUUUGAAUUAUUUGAAAAUUGUUUAAACUGAGCAUAAAAGUAUUAUAGUAAAGUGUUUUUGUCAAUCUCAUUUUGUUUUUUGCCUGCUAUUUGACUACGUUUGCUGCUUAAAUGGAGCCAUAGCAUUUUUUUAUAGAAAUAGCAACACAGGUGUUUUAAAGUAUAAAAAGUAACAAAUUUAAAUAUAAACAAACUCCAACUAGAGUUUAUCCUUUAGUUUUUUGAAAACUUGCUUUAGUUUUUUGAAAACUUUUUUUUUCCAACAAGAGUUUCUUUUUGGCAACUCAAAACAUCUAUUUAGCUUACAAAUUUGAUUUUAAUAAUUGGUUAGUUUCAAAAAAUAUAUUUUUUUAACUGAAACCAGAGAAAAAAUCUGAUAGCUCCUGACCAGGCACUUUAAUUUUUUACAUUUAAUGCAUGCAGUUAAGUUAGAAAAGUCUUAGUGACAAGUAGCCUCUAGUCACGACGAAAAAGAAUUUUAGCAUAAUUUCAACCUUUGACUAGUUGAGAGUAAAGAUUUGGAUGAUUUAACAAUAUUUUAUGAUUUAACACUAAAAAAUAUUUACAGCAUCAUUUUUUUUAUAUUUAAAUGAAGACAGUUAAGAAAUUCUUAGUGAUGCCUAGCCUUUGGCCACGCACCACUAAUCAUAUAAAGACUUUAAAUAGUAAUGAAAUAAACUUAGAAUUAGAAUUUGUGAAUUAAAAUUGUGACUAGAAGUUUAUUUCAUUACUAUUUAAUGUAAGCCGGUCUCUUUGAGAAAAGAUGGACUAUUUCUUGGAAUAUAGAGACUUUGACCACGCAAGUGAACUUACUUUUAUUACAGUAAUUAUAAAUUUCACUAACAAUUAAUGGAAUAAUUGUUUUUUCUAUUAAAUAUUUUAGUUGCCUUUUUUUGCUCUUUCGAAAGCAACGUGAUAUCCAGUAACAGAUGUUCAUAAUUUGAGAUGAAAAAAAUAUAUAUAACCAUUUUUAUCUAAAAAAAUGCUAUCGAUUUAAAUUUAAAUAUAUUUAUUGAAUAACUUGAAAAAAGUACCACGUCAAUCUGAAGAAAAAAAUGCACU
This is a messenger RNA of Anthonomus grandis grandis, 11326 nucleotides long. It is a transcript of the gene bark, whose product is annotated as protein bark beetle. The coding region runs from base 454 to 9309 and encodes 2951 amino acids. The record is from RefSeq and is a predicted model, not a curated record. Gene Ontology annotation, cellular component: membrane. The transcript has 18 exons. Lineage: Eukaryota; Metazoa; Arthropoda; Insecta; Coleoptera; Curculionidae.